Messenger RNA from Scylla paramamosain (green mud crab), 3170 nucleotides. RefSeq names its product acidic amino acid decarboxylase GADL1-like. The transcript has 10 exons. Gene Ontology annotation, biological process: carboxylic acid metabolic process. Bases 347 to 1933 code for a protein of 528 amino acids. Gene Ontology annotation, cellular component: cytoplasm. Gene Ontology annotation, molecular function: carboxy-lyase activity; pyridoxal phosphate binding. The record is from RefSeq and is a predicted model, not a curated record. NCBI's taxonomy places the organism in Eukaryota, Metazoa, Arthropoda, Malacostraca, Decapoda, Portunidae.
CGGAUAUGACUGAUAACUCGCUGCCAGACGCAUUCACACACUGCCUUCACAUGUCCUGGUCUCGCUAAGAAGUCUUCUCCAGCUUGUAACAAUUGCAGAGAUAAUCUACUGAGGCGGUAUGUCGAAACAUACUGCAGUCAUUCUCAAGAUAAAAACUCGCUAGCUCCCUUGGUACAUUAAAAUGUAUGUGUAACUGGCACCCGCCAUAAGGCUAAAACCUUGAUAGUAGUGUCACUUGACCUUCGGCACCACUAGCAUCACUACUUUCUCGUAUCCGAAAGGUAGUAAAUCCAUCUUUCCUUGGUUGACUUAUUACUUGUUAUUUUGUGCAGCACCGUCCUGCAGCAUGAUUUACGAAUAUUGCAAUAGAAGCUAUAAAUUACUGGCUGGCGUACCAUGGCGUGCUGUAAUAUCCAGUGUUACUGGCGCCCAACACUGCAGACGUGCCGUGCCCUCCAACUGUGCCAUGGCCCACACCUCCUCUAAUGUUCAAGCGAGACUACUCGAGAAAGUGCUGUCAAUAGUGGAACACGAAAGGCUUGUCAGUGGCAUAGACGAAACCAAGAAAGUGGUUGAAUUCGUGCAUCCUGAAGAGCUUAAGAAACUCCUACAAUUAGCAAUCCAGAGGGAAGGCCGUUCGCUGGAGGAGAUUGAACAGGUCUUGGAGACGGUGGUGCGCUACAGUGUGAAGACCCAACACCCGUUCUUUUUCAACCAGCUGUAUGGUGGCAUCGACGAGGUGGCUCUGGCUGGAGCAUGGCUGACAGAAGCCCUCAACACCAAUCAACACACAUUCGAAGUGGCUCCAGUGUUCACGCUCGUGGAGCACUACGUCAUCACCCGCCUCGUGGAGCUCUUCGGUUGGCAAGAAGGAGACGGAAUAUUUUCUCCCGGUGGGAGCAUGAGCAAUAUGUACGCCAUGGUGCUGGCCAGGUAUAAGAAAAACCCUGAAGUGAAGAGGCUUGGGAUGUCGGCGAUGAAACCCUUGGUGGCAUUUACUUCUGACCAGAGCCACUACUCCAUCGGGAAGGCGGCAUCCUGGAUUGGCCUGGGUAUGGACAACGUGGUCAAGGUGCAAACCGACAGCUGGGGAAGGAUGAUCCCAGAAGCGUUGAAAGAGGCGGUGGCGGCGGCACGGGCCAGGGGGUGUGAACCGUUUUUCGUGCUGGCUACUUCAGGCACGACUGUGUUCGGUGCCUUUGAUCCCCUGGAUACACUGGCAGAUGUGUGCAGGGACGAGAACUUGUGGCUUCACGUUGACGCAUGCUGGGGAGGCACCGCCAUCAUAUCGAAGAAGCACCGACACUUGUUGCAGGGCAUCCACAGAGCUGACUCGGUGGCUUGGAAUCCUCACAAAAUGCUUGGUGUGCCGCUGCAAUGCUCUCCCUUCUUGAUGCGACACAAGGGGCUGUUGCAUGAGUGUAAUGCUGCGAACGCCACCUAUCUCUUCCAACAAGACAAGUUCUAUGAUGUGAGUUAUGAUACUGGCGACAAGAGCAUUCAGUGUGGCCGAAAGGUGGACGCCUUCAAACUAUACUUCCUUCUAACUUGUCACGGCAUGGACGAAAUGGAGAGGCGGGUGGAUGCUGCCUUCAAAGCUGCAGAAUACUUGGCAACCCAGGUGGCACAGCGGUCCGAGUUUCGCCCCGUGUUGGGGGCCGCACAGGGUACCAAUACUUGCUUUUGGUAUAUUCCCCCAAGCCUCCGCCAGCAGCAAGAGAACGCCGAGUGGUGGCAGAAGGUGGCGAAGGUGGCGCCACGACUGAAGGAACGCCUGGUGCGCGCCGGUUCCUUCCUGGUGGGGUAUCAACCGGUGCCAGAGAAAGGACUAGUCAACUUCUUCCGCAUGGUGAACACUUGUUACCCGGAGCCUCAACUCCGCCACAUGGAUCGUCUGCUGGACGAGAUGGACUCACUUGGUGCAGACCUCUAGGCAACAAUGCACCAUUGCCACUAGUCUGGGAGCUCCACUGCAUAUCCCCCCAAUUCUCUCUCUCUCUCUCUCUCUCUCUCUCUCUCUCUCUCUCUCUCUCUCUCUCUCUCUCUCUCUCUCUCUCUCUCUCUCUCUCUCUCUCUCUCUCUCUCUCUCUCUCUCUCUCUCUCUCUCUCUCUCUCUCUCUCUCUCUCUCUCUCUCCCUCUCUCUCUCUCUCUCUCUCUGAUUACGGUACACUGUUCAGGUUACAGGUUACCCCGAAGAACAAAUCCCGCGCCGCUCCUACUCUUCUGGCAACCCAUAUCAUAAGUGAUCAAAUUGGAGGAGGAGAUCAGUUAUCCCAGUGUGUAACAAGAGGAAUUUGCACAAUAAGUCAUUCCAGACAGGCUACACGCACGUAGUCUACUAGGUGCAAGCAGAUAUAAUAUUGGGUGAGUGUGGAAUAUACGAACAAAUGUUCUCAUGCAACAGCCAGAGACUAAGACGCUGAUUGCCCCGUUGCCCUUUGCCAUUCCAGAGGUAUUAUAGUAUUUAAUUUGUGUUUCGUUCUGCAGUCUUGCAUAUGGAAUCGUGGUUUGUUUUUUAUCGGUCAGUGGUGUGUACAUAUCUCGCACUCGCUUGUUUUUAUUAUUAUUAUUAUUAUUAUUAUUAUUAUUAUUAUUAUUAUUAUUAUUAUUAUUAUUAUUAUUAUUUACUCCCGUGCAUCUGCCUACACAUGCAUGUGAAUUUUCUGUGGCGUUACUAUCUAUGUCAUUAUUAUCCACUUGAUAUUCUUUGUUUACUUAUCAUAUUUGUAGUAAUAGUUCUUCAUAUAGUGUACCUCCUUCGGGAGUCCGUGAUAGUACGGUGUACAUAGUGUAUACUAAUUUUGUUUAUGGGUGGUAAAGUGUAUUUUGUUAAUGAGAGGUGAUGUACAAUGUGGGAAGUACCCCUGUGGUAACGUGUGAUGAUUAAGCGUGCGGUAGAAUACGAUAAUCAGAUGCCAAAAUACUUAACGUUUUGACAUUUGGCAUUUUGUCUGCCAAUUAACACCGCACAGCUAGUUCGAACUUGUGACUGGAGAGGUACCACUGUGGAGGGAUAUACUGGCUGGUGUAGACUAUACUCGUAUUGUUUGUUUCUGAUUCACUACGAUUUAAAUAUUUAUCUUUCACGAAUAUUAGACAUAUAUGUAAAUUUACACCAAAAAUAUAGCGGAUCAGUUGUUUUAAUUUUUAAAUUACAAUUACACUUUUA